Cryptomeria japonica (Japanese cedar) is the source of this 5294-nucleotide messenger RNA. Its product is annotated as formin-like protein 20. The transcript has 17 exons. Bases 1319 to 5038 code for a protein of 1239 amino acids. The record is from RefSeq and is a predicted model, not a curated record. Lineage: Eukaryota; Viridiplantae; Streptophyta; Pinopsida; Cupressales; Cupressaceae.
AUUAAUAAAACACUUUCCUUGAACAGGGACUCAUUUGGGUGUUAUACAGGGAUUCCUUUGGAUGUUAUACAAGAUCUCCUGUAAGCACACCAGCCAUUUAAUAAUUUUCUUGAAUAUCAAGUAGAUGCGAAGGAGCAAAACUCUUUCUUCGGACAGGGUCUCCUUUGGAUGUUAUAUGAGAAAAAUUUGUGUAAGAACAACAGGCAUUCAAUAAUUUUCUUUGAACAUGUCAAGGUUUUUCUGGGAAAACCCACCUGCUUCCCAGCCGGACUGCAUGCCUGUGUUUAUGAUAUAUAUGAGGCUUAUGAUGGUAAUCUUGGAGACAUUCUGUCAAACAGUUUACGUGCCAUCUCAAUGCUUCCACAUUUUGCAUAAAUGUCUACCAGGGCAGUUGCAGCUACAACAUCUGACAGAAUGCUUGUAUUGUUUGUCCUGUGAUGGAUGUCCAUACCCUGUUCCAAUUCUCCCAUUUUGGCACAGGCAGGGAGGAUGUUGGCAAAGGUUGCAGAGUCUGGCCUUACACCUGCCAAUUGCAUUUGGUUGUAAGUUCAUAAAUCCUUUUCAACAAACGCAUUUUGUGCAUAUCCUGGAAUCACAGCACUCCAUGAGAUCACAUUUCUUCGAGGCAUGAGGUCAAACAGUUUACGUGCAUUGUCUAUGCUUCCACAUUUUGCAUGCAUUUCUACCAGAGGAUUUCCAACUGUAAUAUCUGAUAAUAAUCCCCCUUCCAUUAGGCUUUUAUGGAUGCUUAAACCCUAUUUUAAAGCUCCCAUUUUGCGUAGGCCGGGAGUAUGCUAGAAACCUGUUGGUUGCUUAUGGUGAAACGGUGCGACUGUAGCGUGUGGAUACCCAUAUCUUCUGUCCGCUGCAGCAACCAUUUUCCUUGAGACGCUACCUAGGUAUCGAUCAAACGCUUACGGGCAUCCAGUAAAAUUUCCACGCGGAAACAGAGUUUGGAUUUUGAACGAAAGGAAAGAGCCCAUAUCCGCCACCUAAGCGUUCAAAAGUUGGUGUAGUUUUAAGCCCAGUCCAAUUAAUCUAUUUAAAUUGGCGGGUAAAGGAAACGGUCAAUAGGUCCUUUUAAUCUAUAAGCCAUAAACCAAUUUGUAAUUGGAUCCAUCUUCAACUGGCCGACACGGUGGAUGGAUUCUAGGGAACAGAACACGCUAUAAUUUGAAGCUUCUCACGGGAUUCAAAUCGUUUGGUGUUUCAUUCCCACUUAAUUACUUUUCUUUUGCGAACGCUAGGAAGGAAUCAUAUUGGCGAAGCAAAUCAAAUAAAGAAGCAUCUUAAGAUUUAGCAGAGCCUAAAGGGGAUCAUGUUCAACUUACGAAGAAAAAGCUUGUCCAGAUCCUUUCCUGAUGGCCUCGUGGAGUUGGCUGAUAGAAUGUAUGUAAUGAGCUCCUGCUUAUGCCAAAGCAAAAUUGAGGACGAAUUUAAUGAGAGCUUCAUUAAGGGUUUAGUAAGCCAUGUGAUAUCACAGGCUCGGAAUAGGUCAUUCAUGGUGUUCAAUUUCCAAGUCAAGAGCACACCAGUUUUGGCAGAAAUAUUGAAAGUGUAUGAUAGAGUCACAGUUUGGAAUUAUCCUGUAGAACAUGAGGGUUAUCCUCUGUUACCAUUUGAAAAAAUCCAUACUGUCCUGCACACAUCUGAUGGGUUUUUGAACAAUUUGGGACCAAACACAGCAAUCAUCCUCAUAUGUGACAGAGGAGGAUGGGCUUUUGUGAGCUUCAUGGCGGCAGCUCUUCUUAUCUAUAGAAGAAACACUGGUACAGCAGAUGUAAAUAAGGUGUUGCAUACGGUGCAUAAGAGUAUCUCUUAUAAAUGUUCUGCCAAGAAAUCUUUGCAGGAUUCCUUUCAAGAUUUUAAUCCGCUGGGCUCUUAUAUAAGAUAUCUAGAUUACAUAGCUUGCAGGUGCGGAAAUUUGAAGGGCAAAUGGCCUCCCAACGAGGUGACAUUGAUGUUGGAUUGUGUGAUUCUCAAAGGAGUUCCUAACUGGGAUGGUAAGGGAGGUUGCAGGCCUCUGAUCAGAGUUCAUUCCAAAGAUUGGUCUGAAAAUGCGGAGUUUCCCACCGCCAAGCAGACUUUUCAAACAUCCAAAAGCAGCAAAGAUUUUAGAUUCUAUAGACAGGGUGAGGAUGCUACUGUUAAACUAAACCUCUACUGUAUGAUCAAAGGAGAUGUGAUUAUUGAAUGCUUAAACGUAGGAGACAAACCCAAGGGAGAGAUAAUGUUUAAAGCUAAGCUUAAUACUAGUUUCAUUAGCAGUACUAAUAUUCUGGAGUUGAAUCAUAAAAGCAUUGACACUCCAUGGGACAGCGACCAUCUAUUUCCUGCCGGCUUUGGUAUAGAGGUCUUAUUUUCUGAUUUGGUCGAGUUCAGCCCGGUAAAGAUUUCUCAGCAGAGGACUCACGCACUUCUCAAACUGAUGCACAAAAUAGUGGAUGAUAUUGCACAAGAUGGUGGGUCCAGAACCAUACCUCUACCUCCUCUUACACCAUGGCCUAGUGAUCGUGCAGACUCUUAUUCUUCAUCUCUAUCUCCUCCGAAUGCAAAAUGGACCUUUGCUACUUCACCUCCAACACCACCAACGCCACCAUUGUCUUCCCAAUGUAGUCCUUUUCAAGUUAAUCCCCCACAGCUUCCUCCAAAAAAAUUGCUAUCAUCACCCAUUGAGAAAGCAUUCCUGCCUCUAUCUCCAUCCACUCCUCCAUCACUGCCACUAUUACCUACAGUUGGAGCAACUUUAUCUCAACCUCCAUCAUCAGCACCACCUCCACCUCCACCUCCACCUGUGUCUACUCCUAAUAAUUGUAGAGUUAAAGAAGCGCCAGCUUUACCCCUUGGUGAGGAGGAGUCUGCAUCUCCACCGCCAACUCUUCUACCUCCAUCUUCUCCUAAUAAUUGUAGACUUGGAGAAACACCGGCUUCACCCCUUGAUGAGAAAGAGCGCACAUCUCCUCCACCUCCACCUCUUCCUUCAUCUAGUAAUAAUAGUUGUAGAGAUAGAGGAGGAUCAGAUUUACCCCUUGUUGAUAAAGGCUUGGUAUCUCCUCAAACACCUUUUUCUCCACCUUCACCUUCACCUCUAUCGACUCCUAACAAUUGUGAAGUUACAGGAGAACCAGCUUUACCUCUUGGUGAAAAAAAACACGCAUCCCCUCCACCUCUUUCUUCACCUAAUAGCAAUACACCACCUUCAUCACUGAAUCCUAAAUGUGGUACAUCUCCUCCACCUCCACCAUAUCCUCCUACUCUCAGUAGAGGUGCUCCACCUCCACCUCCACCUCCAACUCACCCUCCUACUCUCAGUAGAGGUACACCUCCACCUCCACCUCCACCUCCACCUCCACCUCCACCUACUCCUCCUAUUCUUGAUAGACGUCCUCCACCUCCAACUGCUCCUCCUAGUCUUGGUAUAAAUGCCCCACCUCCACCUCCACCUCCUCCUCCUCCUUCAAGUAUUGGCAGAACUCCUCCUCCACCUCCACCUCCACCUCCGCCUGCUCCUUCAAGUGUUUGCAGAACUCCUCCUCCACCACCGCCCACUCCUUCAAGUGUUGGCAGAGCUCCUCCACCACCUCCGCCUGUUCCUUCAAGUGUUGGCAGAACUCCUCCUCCGCCUCCACCCUUAUCAUCUAAUGGUAAAGGAACUCCACUUUCUGCAUUACCAAUUGGCUUAAACAAAAACCUCCCAUCAACAACUCCAACGCCUACAACACCAUCUAAGCCACUAAAGCCCUAUCAUUGGUCUAAAGUAGCAGAUAGAUACAUGCAGGGUAGCAUAUGGGCAGAUGCUCAGAUCCAUGAUGAAGUUCUGAGGACAACAAAAAUCAACAGAGAAGAACUUGAAGAUCUUUUUCAUAUAGCUCCAGCCAAGUCCAAUGGUGGUCGCCGUGCUUCUGAUGGGAUGAACAGCCAGCCAGAAAAGUCUCAUUUGAUUGAUUUUAAAAGGGCACAAAAUUGUGAAAUUAUGUUGACUAAAAUAAAGAUUCCAAUAGAUGAUAUGAUGAGGGCCAUAUUAUCAUUGGAUGAUUCAGUUUUGCAGAAUGAUCAAAUUGAACAAUUAGUUAAGUAUUGCCCUACAGCAGAAGAGAUAAAGAAGUUGCAGGAUUUUAAUAAGGAAAUACAUUUUUAUGGAAACUGUGAAAAGCUCUUUUUGAAGAUGAUGAAAAUUCCAAGAAUAGAAUCUAAACUUCAAACAUUUUCUUUCAAAACAAGAUAUCAUGUUGAGACUUUGCAUAUAAGAGAAAAAAUAAAUAUUAUAAAACUUGCCACUAAAGAGGUGAAAGAAUCUCCAAAACUACAAAAAGUUUUGCAUGUAGUUUUAUCUCUUGGAAAUGAAUUAAAUCAAGGAACAAUUAGAGGAUCUGCAAGAGGAUUUAAAUUGGAAAGCCUUUUGAAAUUGGGAGAUAUACAUGCUUCCACUAGCCAAAUGAAUCUUUUGCAUUAUUUGUGUAAGAGCCUUGAUCGACAAAUACCCAUGCUACUCAAAUUUUAUGAAGAGCUUCCCCAUUUAGAAAUUGCAAAGAAGAUUGACUCAAAGAUAUUAAAAGAAGAACUUGAAGGAUUGCAAAAUGAAUUUGCAAAAGUUGAACUUGAAUUGGCCAAAUCAAAGGAUGAUGGUUUAAUAGCUGAAAAAUUUAGAAAGGUUUUGAAGAACUUCUUAAACAAUGUUAGAGAUGACAUGAAGUCUUUAUUAUCAUCUUAUUUUGAAGUGAUAAAUGGGGCAAGUUCUUUAUCCAACUUUUUCCAUGGAAAUGAUCCAACAACUAUGCCUUUUGAAUAUGUGAUCUCAACACUUCAUGAGUUCAUAUGUCAGUACCGAAGAGCUCUUAAUGAGUAUCAAGAAAUGGCAAGAUGCGAGGAAAUGAAGGCUAAGAAAGGAAUGCCCAAAGAAAGUAAAAAUAUUUCAUUUCAAAAUAAAAAUACAAAAGAAUUUGAGAAGAAAAGAAAAUCUCUAGAUAUUAAAUUUUGUUUAGAUGAUGUACAUAAUAUUGAAUUUAAGUUGGGGAUGACCCCACAACGCAACAGUUAGUUGUGAGCCUCUUACAUGGGAGGUCUUGGGUUCAAGUCUAUUCAAGCCCCAUGUGUCCCACACAUGGGCAAUGGAGAGAUAAGGUGAUGCCUAGGCGUUGAAGACAUGAUGACACAAGGAGAUAUAAGGGUGUUAAUGCCGAACAAAUAUGAUGAUGAGGCCCCUCAAAAAUGUGGUCUCACUGGUUCAUAGCUCCAGUCAAAAGCGAUUUGGCUUCGGCCCAUUACCAAACCAAAAAAAAUAUUGAAUUUAAGUU